UUCCGCAACUGUUGAACUGCUAAGUGGUCUUGGAGUAUAUAAAUAAUAAUCGAUUUAACUCUGAUCAACAGUGUCUCCUGAGAUCAAUAGCUAACUGUCAGUGUUUUUAAUUUUCACUCUAGAUAUGCAGCGGUUUAUAAUAUUUUUGGUAUUGGGGAUGGCAGCGAUGUGCCUUGCCGAGGAAACCACGUACACGGAUCGAUUCGACAACGUGGACGUAGACGAAAUCAUUGCGAACCCUAGACUGCUGACGGCGUACAUCAGGUGCGUGCUCGACCAGGGUCGGUGCACCGCCGAAGGGAAGGAAUUGAAAGAGCACGUAAAAGAUGCCAUGCAAACCGCCUGCAAGAAAUGUACAGACAAACAGAAAGACGGAGCAAGAAAGGUUGUGAAUCACAUACGGGUGAACGAGCCACAAGAUUGGGAAAAACUAGUCUACAAAUACGAUCCCAUUGGUGAAUACAAGCCAAUAUACGAGCCAUUCCUUGCUGGAGAAAAUCUUGAUAAGAACAAAGGGACUGAACCGAGCGAAGACCAGAAGCCUGAUUUAGUGGAACAAGUGCAAGCACCAGCCAACGAUGACAAGAAAGCUGACUUGGUCGAAGCGAGAAAAACCGAAUCUGUUGAGUUCAAGAAAACAGAAGUUGUGGACAAGUCAUCCGGCCUUGGAUUUCAAGAAGAGAGACACUUUUAAUUGAUUCAGUUUUUUUAGCUUUUAAAUUUAUGGUUUGUUUUUAAUUGGUUAUUGUAAU
Chilo suppressalis (striped riceborer) is the source of this 752-nucleotide messenger RNA. The record is from the annotation of a GenBank genome assembly. Lineage: Eukaryota; Metazoa; Arthropoda; Insecta; Lepidoptera; Crambidae.